Messenger RNA from Struthio camelus australis, 4526 nucleotides. The record is from RefSeq and is a predicted model, not a curated record. Lineage: Eukaryota; Metazoa; Chordata; Aves; Struthioniformes; Struthionidae.
AGACAGUAUUUGAAGCAAUGGAGAACUGGAAAUUGGCUAGUACUUGGAAGUUUUCCCCUUUGCUUCUCUUGCACAUGUUGAAGUAUUAAAUACAAAUUUAGGAUACUUAGAUGACUGCAGAAACCCAGCUUCAGAUGUCCUAGGUGAAAAGCAACAAGAAAGAAGCAAUACAAACUGAAUAAAGUGAGCUACUACUGCUGUUCUGUUCUAGGCUGAGAAUCUUUCAAGUUACCUUCUUCUCUGUGUGUUCAACUGGAAGCAAAAAUUUGGCUGAGGAAAAGAUCUGAUUAAGAAUAAGAUUUGGGUUUGAGCAACUUGAUACUGCCCAAGUCAUGACACUCCCAUUUCGAAAGGACUUGGACAAAUACAAAGAUCUCGAUGAGGAUGAAAUUCUCGGCAAACUGUCAGAAGAAGAACUGAAACAACUGGAAACUGUUUUGGAUGAUCUUGACCCUGAGAACGCGCUUCUGCCUGCAGGCUUCCGACAGAAAGACCAGACAGCUAAAAAGGCUUCAGGUCCUUUUGACAGGGAACGACUCCUUGCGUAUUUGGAGAAACAGGCUCUUGAUCACAAAGACAGGGAAGAUUAUGUGCCUUUUACAAGAGAAAAGAAAGGGAAAAUAUUUAUCCCCAAACAAAAGCCUGUACAGUCUUAUACUGAAGAAAAAAUCUCUCUUGAUCCAGAAUUGGAGGAAGCCUUGACAAGUGCCACAGAUACAGAAUUAUGUGAUCUUGCAGCUAUACUGGGAAUGUCCAACUUGAUAACAAACAAUCAGUUCUGUGAUGUAGUAGGAAGCAGUAAUGGGGUUGGCAAAGACAACUUCUCAGAUGUAGUAAAAGGUGAGAAAAUGUUGCCAGUUUUUGAUGAACCGCCAAACCCCACGAAUGUGGAGGAGACAUUGCAAAGGAUUAAAGAUAAUGAUUCCCGUCUUGUUGAAGUUAAUCUAAAUAAUAUUAAGAACAUCCCAAUUCCAACACUGAAAGAGUUUGCAAAAGCCUUAGAAACCAACACACAUGUGAAGACUUUUAGCCUUGCAGCCACCCGAAGUAAUGAUCCUGUUGCUGUUGCUCUUGCAGAUAUGUUGAAGGUAAACACAAAAUUAAAAAGUUUAAACAUAGAAUCAAAUUUCAUCACUGGAGUUGGAAUUUUGGCACUGGUUGAUGCACUGAAAGACAAUGAAACGUUAACGGAGAUCAAAAUCGAUAACCAGAGGCAGCAGUUGGGAACGAUUGCAGAAGUGGAGAUUGCCAAGAUGCUUGAAGAAAACACCAAGAUUCUUAAAUUUGGAUACCAGUUCACACAGCAGGGACCUCGAGCCAGGGCAGCUGCAGCUAUCACAAAAAAUAAUGAUUUGGUCUGGAGUAUGCAAGUAAAAAUUUCUGCAAAUGCCUUUUCACCUCUCCAGCCCUGAAGCUACAGAGACAGUUCGCAAGAGAAGGGUUGAAGGAGAUAACCAGUAAAUCUUGUUGCUGCCAGAACUGUGUUGAGACUUCAAGGCUCUUCGAGGCACACUCAUUCACUGUGGGCUUUGGCAAUCUUGGACUUCAUUUACCCGGGUUACAAGGGAAAAGACUGGAAACCCCACUCCUUUUAAAGCAAAGCUAUAUUAAUAAUCUGUGUGGUAUGCAUCACAUUUUUCAGAUUGAGACAUAGUAAUUGCACCAGUCUCUGUAACAUAGUUUUAAAAAAACUUUUUUGUAUUCCAAGACCUCUGCUGUGCUUUCCACUAAAAAUAUAAACACCAAUAAUGGCGUAAUUAUCUGUAGUCAAAGAAUGGGAUGUUCAAGAUCACUGGGUAGAUAACCCAAUUGAAAUGUUUGUUGGAAAAUCUAGGCGUGCUUAUUUACGUGGAGGGAUGUGUAUAUUUUUCAGAACAAUACUUUAGCGAUAAGGGAUUCUUCACACAACAGUUGGACUAAUGUAGAGCUACUCAGCCUUGUUCAUAUGCACUGAAGAGAAAUCUCACAACAAUCUUUUUUGUAAUUCUGUUCUUUUGAUCCAUUCUUGAUACUGUGAUUAAGUUUAAAAGACAUCCCUUUAAAAAGUAAACAAAAUAUAAAUUGGCCAAGGACGACUUCUCCCAAGAGAUUUGAGGGACUGAUAAGGAGCCUUGCAAACGUGACAGUAUUUCUGUUGCACCUAAAUCCUUAGUCAUUUUUAAAAGUCCCAAAACUGUAUCUUGUUCUGUAUCUAAACUGGACAUGUUUUUAGACCGAGUUCAUGUGUUCAUCAUCAUUGCUUAGUUUAUAUUCUUUGUUUAAAAAUCCUUAUCUAAAUAGAUAAAUAGUAUCAGUUUCUUUAGAAGUAGUGGACAUGCAUUUGUUGAAUUCUGCAUAAUUAUGUAUUGGAAAAGCAUCUUUAACUGUAAAACUAGUGUCCCAAGUCAAUGGCAGAUGGAAAAAUCCUUUUUUAACCUGUUGCAUUAAACUAUUAUACUUCAUAUAAAUCUAUCAUUUUUUUUAGAAAAAAGUAACGCUUUUAAGAAAGGAUCUUUCUAUUCUACUUCAUGUCUGAAUGUUGGAACACUACAUAAGACAUGCAGAAAAUAACUAAUAUGCAGUGUUAAAUCUAUAUUGCAUAGUACUUCUUAAAAUAUUUAAAGUUCUGUAUCUAAGCAAACUAAUAUGGCAACAAGAACCACUUCAAUUUUUGUACACAAUCACAGUGGACUACUUUGAUAUAGCAAGAAAUACAGAAGCUAUUUGAUGGAGGUUUAUUUGGAUUAUACUCUACUAGAUUGCUCAAUGUUGUAAUGAGAUCAUAAAUUCAGAAACAUGUUCUAAGGGACUGCUCAGCUAUAUUUAUAGCAACAGAAUUCAACUGACAACUAUCUUCAUCAAAGAAUCAUAAUACGGUGAGCAUUUUACGUAUGGAAAAUGUCAAGGACUGAAAUUUUUGCAUUAGGUUGUAUGUUUAUACUAUACAAAUUCAAUGGAGCAAUUCUUUCGCACUCUACCCACUUUACUGCAAAUAAUGUUUUAGAUCUUUAAAGACAGACUAUUCUUGAGGUGACUUCCAAUUUUAUUGCAACUGUACAGAGAAUUUUAAAUUAUAGUACCUUCAAUGAAGAUGUAAAUAACUGAUUUAUAAUUAUAGAAGGACAUUUCUUUUCUUGUUUCAGAAUUGGCCUUUUAUUGCUUGAUUCCAAAUAAAUGGGGGCUCUGAAAAGCAAGCUGGAAUUAAUUCUGUUAAAACCAAAGGCUUUACAUACUAUAAAUCUGAAGCAACUAGAAAUGAUCUGGUGAAUAACAAUAAAAAGGGCUUCUUUUAUUUCUGGCUUAUAUAUUUUUUUAAAGGACUUUUUUUAGAUGCAGUUUUGAAAUUUAAGUUCUUAUAGUAUGCAUGCACUCACAAGCUAAGUGGACUAAGUGGGUGUUUUUUUGUGGGUUUUUUGCUUUUUUUUGUUUUGUUUUUACAAAUAGUGCUGUAUAAAUAUGGCCAAAGCAUGUCAUGUGCGGAGUUGUCUAAAGCUGUACUCUAUUUGAUGUUUUAUCUACUAGGCACCAUAAUCAUUUUGUGUCAAAAAACAGGCUGUAAUGUCUUCCUUCAUUUGUUGAAGGGCUACAUGUUCAUGAAAUCUGUUCAUAUAUUGUGUUUCUGUGAUGAUUUAUUUUUGUCAUUAUCUAACAAGAUUAUGCUGUUACCUCCUACUUGAAGAUGAAGGAGAAGAAUGAAAGUCUGGUUUAUGGAAAUGAUAGCCAAAAUCUCUUAUUUUACUUUUAAAAUCCAGUUUAUCUGCUUAAUGGUCUGUACUCCAGGCAAAGUCAGAGGCUUUUAAGUUGCAAUUCUCAGGUGUCCUGUCACAGAUGGCAGUAAUGGACCUCUUCAAUUGGCUUAGCUGUGUAGGUAGCAGCUAAGUAUUUGACUGCUUGUUGGCUCUUCCAGGAUAGAAAUCUGACAGACUGGCCAUAGAAAGUCGACUUUUUCAGUCAGAAGGGUCUGGCCCUCUGAAGUGUUGAAAGGACAGUUGGCAUGGUGCACGGAGCAGUUAGGACAAUCAUUUUUGUGCCUAUGAUGUAUUACCCCUUUUUGGAAUAAAUGAAGGAAGUCAGUCUUUAGCCAGGAAUCAUAAACAGUCUCAACAAGCAAAGUGAACAUUCUGAUUUAAUGCUCACAAGUGUAGUGAGAUCUUAUGUAUGAUGUCAUUUUUGAGUGCAAAAGUGGUAUUACCUUAAUAGCCAGCUACCAUGAGCAAAAGGUCUCUUUUCCAAAAACAUGAUUUUUUUUUUCCAGAUUUUCCAGGCUUAAUGCAGGAGUCAAACGAUGACAUGUAAUUAACUGGGUUGGGUUUCACUCUUUAAGCAUGAAAACAAACUAUAUUCCAACAAAAUUAUCUAUUUACUGUUGUGUUUUAAAGAAAUAGCCUCUUCCGUCUACAGCUUAAUACUGUUUGUAAGCUACAAGCAGGCAAGCGUUCAAUUUAAAUUUCCAUUGAGGAAAUAUGAAUUGAGUGUUUUAGCAUAUUGGCACUAUAUGCUGUCAGAUUGUAAAACAGUAAAAUUUCUGAAUGAUUAAAGUUCCGUAU